Solanum tuberosum (potato) is the source of this 2323-nucleotide messenger RNA. Its product is annotated as protein PLASTID MOVEMENT IMPAIRED 2. Bases 452 to 2236 code for a protein of 594 amino acids. Gene Ontology annotation, biological process: chloroplast avoidance movement; chloroplast accumulation movement. Gene Ontology annotation, cellular component: cytosol. NCBI's taxonomy places the organism in Eukaryota, Viridiplantae, Streptophyta, Magnoliopsida, Solanales, Solanaceae. The transcript has 3 exons. The record is from RefSeq and is a predicted model, not a curated record.
AAAUGAGAUUAAAUUAAAGGACACAUUUACGUAUAAUCAUUUUGUGCCACUAGAUUGAUAGUUGAGUUGCCUUUAAGGAAAAGACAAGAUUUUUGCUUGUAAUAGCAGCCAAUCAUCAACAGCUUUAUCCCUCCUCCUUAUUUUUCCUUUUAUUUCAUGGCUUUUCUAUGGAGCUCAUAACACCUGCUCCAACUGGCAAUUCCAGCAUCAUACUGAUGAACCAUUUUGCUGUACUUUCCACCAACCACUACCAGCAGCCUUAGUAACAGAGGUAAAUUACAUAGCCAGAGCUUCAUCUAAGAAGGUGGGACUUCUCUUUUGAUGCCAAUUUAUAGAGCAAUCCAAAAGGGGAGGAGAGUUUCAUGUAAGAGAGCUUAGUGUCACGGACUUAGACUUCCACUCCGUGCGGCACUUUGGUCAGUAAAGGCAGCCAUUGAUUUGUAAUUCUGCAAUGAACCAAUCCUCAAUUAUGAAGCCAGAGAAGCCAUAUCAAAGAACCAGCCAACUUCACAUAGCAAGAAGGGACAUGGGGCGACUUGGUGAGAGCAGAAAAGUUGCAGAGGUAGAAAGAGCCCAAGCAGAAACUGAGCUUUUGGACGCGAGAAAGAUGGUGAAGGAGCUAAGUUCAAGGAUAGAAGAGUUGAAUUCAAGAUUAAGUGUCCAGAAUCAAGAUUUGGAGAAACUAAAGACGGCAAAAAGAGGGGGAAACUGGGGGAUGGCACUUCGCAAUCCUCAGAAUAAUCAGCACUCCAAAGUAAUAACAGAGUUGGGAUAUGCAAAAGAAGAGCUGAUCAAGCUUAAACAAGAUAUGGCUUCUAUCAUAGAAGAAAAAAGAAGAGCAGAGCAAGAAAUAGAAACCUCUAGUUUGAAAAUGCAAUCUUUUUCAAGCAAAGUAGAAGCGUUAGGGAAGGAGGUUGAGAAACUUAAUGAAGAGCUCGUGCUAGUUGAGCUAGCUCGAAUAGAGGCAAUUAAAGAAUUCAGAGCAAUUGAAGCUCAAAGAAGGGAAGACGCCGAGAAACAUUCUGCAGCAAUGGAGGAGAACAGGAAGAAAAUAAAUGACAUGGUCCAAGAAAUUCUGAUAUCAGAGGAGCUACAAGAAAAGCUGGCCUCGACAACUUCAGAUGUCCAAGUUUUGCAAAGUGAAUUGAAGCAAGUCAAGGAAAUGGACAGAUGGACUCAGAAAAACGAGAGUUUGAGGUUCGGGUCUGAUUUCCUGGAAAAAGACUUAUCAUUGUUGCAGUCAUUGAAACAAGAGUUGGAGACAGCAAAGAAUGAACUAGCUUCCAUUAAAAGAGACAGCUUUCAGUUCAUGGCUUCAAUGGACGUUGUGAGGAAUGAGCUCAAACGCAUCUCUGAGGAAUCAGCUCGAUUAAAGAAAAAGGGAAACAAGGCAGACUCGACAAUUCAGAGCCUCAACACGAAGCUUUUGAGGGCAAAAGCCAAACUGGAAGCUGCAUCAGACAAUGAAGGAAAAGCAACCUCUAUUGCUUCAAGUUUAUUGCUCAGUCUUGAACAAUUGACAAAUGAAGCUGAAGAAUCUGAGAAAGAAAGAGUGACUGCCAUUGAGGAAGCUGCAAAAGUCAAAGAAGAAAUUCAGAAAACACAAUCCGAAACAGUCUUGGCCGAGGAAAGAUGGGAAGCUGCAAUACAAGAGCUUGAAACAAUCAAAUUAUCAGAAGCUACUGUCCUAAGCAACCUAAAAAGACUUACUGAUGUAACUAUGAAAAGUAGAGCAUCCGCUUCCACCUCCACAAUAACUAUUUCAAGAUUUGAGUAUGAGUACUUAAAAGGACGUGCAGGACAGGCAGUUGAAAUUGCUGAUAAGAAAGUUGAAGCAGCUGAGGCUUGGGUAAAAGCUUUGCAAGCAAGUGAAAAGGAGAUCUCAAUGAAGACAGAGGUCAUCAGAAAGGAAAUCCAAGAGCUUAAGAUGGAAGAAGAGCAAAAAGGCCUGAAAGUGGAGCAUUCACCUUCUGUAAGGAUGUUGGUCGAUAUGCAGUUGCAGAUAUGGGAGGAGAUACAUGGAAAAGACCUGGAACAAUCUCAGAACGGUUCACGUACAAAAUCCAACUCAAUAAGUGGAAAAAUGACACCAGCAAGACGAGCUAAGUUCAGAAAGUCAGCAUCUCCUGCACCUCGAACACCUAGAGCUUCUUCCUUCGCGGUUAGGAAAAGAAGAAAGGUAAUACCAAACAUAGCUAAGUUAUUUAUUAGCAAGAGCAAUGAUGAGAACCUGUAAGCUAUUUUAUUGCAGCUGCAAAUACUUGCCAAAGUUUUCUGAUGUAAGAGAUACGAUCUCACUAAAUCCUAGUGCUGUUUGUCUCUG